AUGCUAAAUAAAAGAAUAUACUAUUUUGGAUUUGAUGAAUUUAAAAGAAUUUUAUAUGGAUAUAAGCAUAAUGGAAUUACAAAAUCACAUACGCAAUAUUGUAACUAUACUAUACUUAAAGGAAAAUAUAACAAGAGUGAUAAAAGAAAAUUUAUUAUUUCAUCAACAAAAAAGAAGGAAUUUAAAAAUUAUUUUUUAAAAAAAAAAUUUCAACAUAAUAAAAAAAAAAAAUAUAAUGAAAGCAUAUAUUUAAAUAAAAUAUCAUAUGAAGAAGAAAAGUCGUAUUCAUCUGAUAAAAAUGAAAUAGUAGAAAUAGACAAAAUAAGUAACAUUUAUAUAAAAGAUUUCUUAAGUAAGAAUAAUAUACAUUACUUGUAUGUAUAUCAAUAUUUAAUAAUAGAAUUAUUGAAGUAUAGUAAUGUUUUUAUGAAUUUAAUGUAUUCUGAUUGUAUGAUAUCAUAUAUUAUUUAUUCUUUUUAUAAAAUAAAUUCAGUAAAAUCAAAUACAUUAAACAAAAAUAUAAUAAACCAUAGUAUCCCUAAUGAUAUUGUUUCUAGUAAAAAUACAUCUAUCGAAAAUGUAACUAAUGAAAAGAUAAAAAAAAAAAAUAUAUUCUUAGAUAAUUGUGUAUUAUUUUUAGGGUGCUCAAAGGAGCAAAUUUCGCUAUUGUAUGAAACAAUAAUAAAGUUAAAAAGUAUAGAUAUAUCAACACAUAUAAUAUCUAACGAAAAAAAUGUUGAUAAUAUAAAAAGUAAUUUUUUUUUAUAUAAUAUUAUUAUUCUAAACAUAGAAAAUUUUAGUGAUAAUUAUGAUUUCAGUAUUUUGUUUGAUCAUAUAAAUUUUUUUGUUGUAGAUGAUAUAUAUGAAAUAUAUAAAAAUAAAAAAUCUAAUAUAUUAAAAAAUAUUUUAAAAAUAUGUAAAGAAAAGCAAGUAGGAGGUCAUAAUUUACAAAUUCUUUUAUUAAAUAAAAUAUAUGAUGAAUGGAUUAUAAAAGAAAUAUUACAAUAUCUAAAAAGUAUAAAAUAUAACAUUAAAUUUGAAAAAAAUUUGAAUGCUUUUAAAAACGAAUUUUAUUCUAAUAUAAAUAAUUUUAAUUGCUUUGAUUUACAUGAAUAUAAAAAAAACGACUGUAAACAUAUGAGUAUUAAUGCUCCAUUAAAUGAAGAUAAAAAGUUCUUAAUACUAUUUUAUCUUCUGAAUGAGAAUAAAAAUAAGAAAAUUAUAAUUUAUUACAAUAAAAAUGAUAUAUAUUCUUUCUACAAUUUUAUCAAUUCUUAUAUACCAUGUAUAUUCCUACCUCACACGUAUAAAAUAAAAUGUAAAAGUAAUAUUAUAAAUACUUUUAAUAAAAGUGAUGAUUACAUAUUAAUUACGAAUGAUAAAAAUAUCAAAAAAGCAUAUGAAAUUAAUGCAAAUUUAUACAUUCAUUAUACGUUUGUAGAAAAUGUAAAUACGUACGUAGAUAUGUUAUCAAAUAGUUUUUUUAAAAUAAAAAAUCACACAAUAGAAGGAUUUAAGAAUAAAACUGAUAAUAAUUUUCAUUUUAAAAGUGAAACUAAUACAUUUGAUGGGCAUAUUGAAUCUAUCUUGUUUUAUAAUAAAAAGCAAUAUAAACAGUAUGAAAUAUUAAAUAAUCUUAUUAAUUUUACAAAUUAUAUGUUACCUCCUUUAAAGGUAAUGAAGAAUAAUUUUAUUAACUUUCUAAUUGAAGAAAUUCAGAAUGUUAUUAUCGAUGAUAAUAAACAUUUAGAAGAAGCUAAUAAAAUUUAUGAAAAGUAUGGGCAUUCUUUUAUAUCUGCAUCAUUAUAUUAUAUACAAAAAAAAAAGUUAUUCAAAAAAAAUUUUAAAAAUAAGAGUUAUUCUUUUAUAACAUUUAUUAUAGAAAAAAAUAUUUUAUUAAAUACCAAAAGCAAAAUGAUUGAUUUUCUAAAUAAUUUAUUAAAUUUCAAAAGAAGUAUAGGUGAUAUCAAUUUUUUUAUUCAAAAUUAUUUAUACUGCAAAAGAGGAUAUAUUUUAUCAAUAGCUGAAGACAUAUAUAAUAUAAUACAUAAAAAUAAGAACUUGAAAGAAAAUAUAGAAAAAUAUAAAAAAAUAAAUAUGUAUAUUUUAUAUAACAAUUAUGAAAAAAAUUAUAGAAGUACAUAUGUUAAAAAAGGAACAUACAAGUCUAAAAAAUCUAUGAGGAGAUUGAAAAAAAGGUUGAAUAUGAAAAAAGAACAUAUGGAAAUAAAUAAAUUAAAGAAAUGGAUGACUUAUAGUUUUAAAUUAAAUAGAAGAAAUAUUAAAGAUAAAUUAGAUUCUUUAAAAACUAAAUAA
This is a messenger RNA of Plasmodium relictum, 2316 nucleotides long. RefSeq names its product conserved Plasmodium protein, unknown function. NCBI's taxonomy places the organism in Eukaryota, Apicomplexa, Aconoidasida, Haemosporida, Plasmodiidae. The transcript has 2 exons. The record is from RefSeq and is a predicted model, not a curated record. Bases 1 to 2316 code for a protein of 771 amino acids.